Messenger RNA from Bolinopsis microptera, 2929 nucleotides. Its product is annotated as glycine betaine transporter 1-like. Gene Ontology annotation, cellular component: plasma membrane. The record is from RefSeq and is a predicted model, not a curated record. The transcript has 16 exons. The coding region runs from base 464 to 2929 and encodes 821 amino acids. Lineage: Eukaryota; Metazoa; Ctenophora; Tentaculata; Lobata; Bolinopsidae. Gene Ontology annotation, molecular function: transmembrane transporter activity. Gene Ontology annotation, biological process: nitrogen compound transport.
ACAUUUCGUAGAUGUGUUACCUAUAACAUUUUGUCUUUUGAAUUCUCAUCUUUACUUAUAUUGAAAUAAUAAUUAAUACUGAAAUAGUAUAGUAAGUAUAAUUGCAACGGUCAUGCUUGCCAGCACUGUGAUAAAAUUAUAUUGUUAUGUACCAUAUGAUUUAAAAAAACAUUUGGCUGGUGUACUUAAAUCCGAAAUUAAAAAGUAGUUAUAUCCUGGGUAAUAAGUUUGUAGUGGAAUACUUUUGGGAACCAAUGUGAAAGGACUCUAAACGGACAGACUUUAUUUGAACGAUUUAUAUUGUCUCGCUUAAAAGUUGAUCGUUAAUUUGUGGCCCUUUCCAAGCCUUCAGAUUGUAAACAAAUACGUGAUAAAACUAUGAAUCAAUCCAGGUCAGACAUGAGUGGUUGCUGAGAGAGAGAGAGAGAGAGAUAGAGUGGUUGCUGAUAAAGCUACGUACAACAUGCAGGGCAGCAUGAGUGAAACCAACUCCACCACCACGCUUCCCAAGGAACCUCACAAUCCUGAACGUCGUGGAACCUUCGUGUGGCAAAAUGCUAAGACGAAGGAUAGGAACACAUGGAUAAAAGUGAAGUUUGGAAGCGGGAAGUACGCUCCUGAACUUCGAUUUAACCCGAUAGUCAGCUUCAGCUCAAUACUUCUUGUGGCUGGCUUUGUACUCUGGUGCAUUAUCGAUGCUAAAGGUGCUGGAGAAAGUUUUGUAUCAGCUAAAACUUGGAUUACUGCCAAGUUCACUUGGCUUUACAUUGGGUCACAGGAUGUUUGGGCUAUUAUCAUUAUCAUCAUCUACUUCAGCAAAUACGGCAAGAUCAAAUUAGGACAAGACCACGAGGAGCCAGAAUAUAACGACAUCUCGUGGUUCACAAUGUUGUUUGCUUGUGGUGUGGGAGUAGGACUGUUUUUCUACGGAGUGGCAGAACCUCUCUACCACUACACGUCAGAUAACCGGUACACUACAGACAGCUACAGCCCCGAUAACCAGCUCGCUCAGCAAGCUAUCAACCUCACUUUCUAUCAUUGGGGUAUUCAUGGAUGGGUAGUAUACGUAGUAGUAGGACUACUCCUCGGUUUCGUUACAUUCAGAAAGGGGAUGCCCAUGACGAUGAAAUCUUGCUUCUACCCCCUGAUAGGAGAUAAGAUCUACAGUUGGCCCGGAGAUAUGAUUGAUAUCUUGUCCGUUAUCACCACAUUGUUUGGGGUGUGUACCUCGCUGGGGCUGGGAGUGGUACAGGUCAACGCGGGAAUGAACUACAUCAACCCUAACAUCGAGAAGAGUGUAACGAACCAGGUGAUAAUAAUUUGGUGUGUCACCCUGAUCGCCACCAUAUCAGUGGUAUCGGGACUCGGAAACGGGAUCCGGAGAAUCAGUGAAGUUUGUUUUACAGUGGGAAUGUUUGUGUUACUGGCAAUAUUCUUCCUCGGAGACCCUUGGUUUAUACUAAAUUUGUUCACUCAAAGUAUUGGUUACUACUUCCAAUGGAUUCUGCAGCUGGGGACACAUUCCGAUGCAUUUGAAAUGAGUGUCCCUUCUUUUGGCGGCAAGGAUCGCGGCAGAGCUUAUGAAGACACAAGCACUGAUGGCCCGAGUAGCUGGAUGGACGGAUGGACUAUAUUCUACUGGGGAUGGUGGAUCUCCUGGUCACCUUUUGUCGGAACUUUCAUUGCUAAGAUAUCCAGAGGGAGAACAAUCAGGCAGUUUGUCAAUGGAGCUCUGACGGCCCCAGUCAUUUACUCUUUCCUCUGGAUGGUAGUAUUCGGAGGUACUGGAAUACAACGAGAGCGCUCAGCAGCUGGGGUGGGCCUGUGUUGUCCUAAAUGGAACCCCCUCGUUGUUAACGGCACAUACGAGGAGGAGGGGAGGUUUGUGAGCGAGUAUGGAGUACGGAUGGAGGAUAUUGGGAGGAGUCUAAAUGGGAACUGGGAUAUUCUGUGUGAAGGUGCCAAAUGUAAUCCUUGUGCUGAGAAGAUCAUUGGGUGGUAUCUGACUAGAGAUAACCAGUCUGCAAUUCUUUCCGCAGAAUCUCACGAUACGUUCACUGACCUUUAUAAGACCCUGAUUGCGACGCGGGGAAGAUUCGGACAAACGUCUCACGAUUACGCUGAAACCAGGUUGUCCUGUUUUGGUAUUGAUGACAUGUGGUUCGCCCUGAUGUACUCGUUUGGAGACGUGGGCCCCUUUCUUUCUGGGUUCAGUAUGUUCGCCAUCGUCCUCUACUUCGUCACUAGCUCCGAUUCUGGCAGUCUUAUCAUCGAUAUCAUUUCCGCUAAUGGUGACCAGGAACCUCCAGUGUUACAGCGUUUGUUCUGGGCCCUGGUUGAGGGUGCUACUGCUACUGCUCUACUAGCUGCUGGCGGAACUGAUUCUCUAAAAGCUCUCCAGACGGCGAGUGUUAUCACGGGACUGCCCUACACUAUCCUCCUUUGUUUCAUGUGUGUUUCAUUGUGGAGAGCUCUGGCAAUGGAGCUUGGAGAUAUCGACCCGUUCGGACCUGACUUCGCGUUCACUGUACUCGACCCCUUCACUUCUAUAAAACCGAGGCUGUGGUUGGAUAUAAUCAAGGAAAUAGUUUUGACUCCGGUGACACUGUACCGAGUAAUGGUGGAAUUAGACAGUGGAGCGAAGUACUCUGGGGUACUGAUGUGCUGCGUUACUGUGGUAACCUGGCUAGGAUUCAUUAUUCUGCUUCUCGCUGAGUACACUACUGAGGUGACAGGAAUGCUGGCCCUCUCUCUCGUCUUCUAUUUCUUCUUCGUCUCGCUCGUCUCCAGCGUGCGAGUCUCAGUUCGACUUGAUAAAGGCAUCAUAGGAAACCCUGUGGAGGACUUCUUCUGCUGUUUCCUCCUCUAUCCAGUAGUCGCUGUACAGAUGACUGAGACAGUGUUCGGCUCCGAUUACCGUAUGACUUAA